AUGUCGAACUCUGGACGUGUUUUGCUAGCGUACUCCGGUGGUCUUGAUACAUCGACUAUUCUCUCGUGGCUUAUUGAUGAAGGAUAUGACGUGAUUGCGUAUAUGGCCGACGUCGGCCAGGAAGAAGACUUCGAGGCUGUCCGUGCCAAGGCGCUGAAGUGCGGCGCUAAAGAUUUUAUUUUGGAUGACAUGCGCCGUGAAUUUGUGGAAGAGCUGAUCUACCCUGCGGUGCAAGCGAACGCAAUUUACGAGGAUGUCUACCUUUUGGGAACUUCGCUUGCGCGCCCUGUUAUUGCGCGCGGUAUGAUUGAGACCGCGGAAAAGACAGGCUGUGAGUACGUGUCUCAUGGCUGUACCGGCAAGGGCAAUGACCAAGUCCGCUUCGAGCUCGCUUUUUACGGAUUGAAACCCGAUAUCAAGGUCAUUGCGCCAUGGCGCAUCGCCAAAUUUUACGAACGCUUUGCGGGACGCAGUGCACUUUUGGAGUACGCAGAAUCGAAAGGUAUUCCUGUGACGCAGACCAAGGCCAAGCCCUGGUCGACCGAUGAGAACCUGUUCCACAUUUCGUACGAGGCUGGUAUCUUGGAAGACCCCAACACGACGCCUCCUGAUGACAUGUGGAAGCUCACGCAAUCGCCCGAGAAUGCGCCGAGUGAGCCCGAGCGGAUCACAAUCGAAUUUAAGGAGGGCAUCCCGGCCAAAGUCAGCGUGCCUGCCUCUGGCAAGACGCAUACCGACUCAGUCGACAUUUUCUUGACCCUCAAUGCUCUUGCCCGCAAGCACGGUAUUGGCCGUGUCGACAUUGUAGAGAAUCGCUUCAUCGGUGUCAAGUCUCGUGGCUGCUACGAGUCUCCUGGCGCCACGAUCCUCCGCACUGCGCAUAUCGACCUUGAGGGUCUUACGCUUGACCGCGAAGUGCGCCGCGUUCGUGACCAGCUCAUCACCACCAAGCUGUCCGAGAUCCUCUACUAUGGAUUCUUUUUCAGCCCCGAGAGCAAGUUUGUCCGUGGCUGCAUUCCCGCGAGUCAGAGCACGGUGAAUGGUGAAGUAAAGCUGAAGCUAUACAGGGGCAACGUCGUUGUCGAGGGCCGCAGCUCCGAAGAAAUGCUUUACGAUGCGCAAUUCUCUUCGAUGGAUGAAAUGGGUGGCUUUGAGCCUGAGAAUGCGUCAGGCUUCAUUGCCGUGCAGGCUAUUCGUCUGCGUCGCUACGGUCUUGGCCAGGCUAAGAAAGGCAAGGCCGGCGCGGACAUUAAAACUGCGUACCAGCUCUGA
This is a messenger RNA of Malassezia vespertilionis, 1272 nucleotides long. It is a transcript of the gene ARG1, whose product is annotated as argininosuccinate synthase. Gene Ontology annotation, biological process: urea cycle; L-arginine biosynthetic process. The coding region runs from base 1 to 1272 and encodes 423 amino acids. Gene Ontology annotation, molecular function: argininosuccinate synthase activity; ATP binding. The transcript is spliced from 3 exons. Gene Ontology annotation, cellular component: cytoplasm. Lineage: Eukaryota; Fungi; Basidiomycota; Malasseziomycetes; Malasseziales; Malasseziaceae. The record is from RefSeq and is a predicted model, not a curated record.